Molecule: messenger RNA, 1486 nt
Organism: Glycine soja
Lineage: Eukaryota; Viridiplantae; Streptophyta; Magnoliopsida; Fabales; Fabaceae
Product: double-stranded RNA-binding protein 4-like
Exons: 5
Coding region: 90-1148 (352 amino acids)
Biological process (GO): regulation of gene expression; rRNA processing
Cellular component (GO): nucleus
Molecular function (GO): ribonuclease III activity; double-stranded RNA binding
Source: RefSeq, a predicted model, not a curated record
AACAUCUGUAGAACGGCUUGUUACCUUGGCUGACUCAAAUUCUUGUUUUCACUGAAAACUCAGUUCAUUUCUUCACUUCAUUUCAUUUCAUGGAUACUCCUCAAUUCAAUGCUUCUUCCUCUAACAUUUCCCCUUCACCUUCACCGCAACAAUCAUCACCUCCUAUUCCAGCUGCUUAUCAGCCCCAACCCCAACCUUUAUCAUCCUCUUCUGCUUCUCUUCCUCCUGGUUUGCCUGAUGUGCCAUACAAGACUCGCUUGCAAUCUUUCACUCAAAAGUGUAACAUAUCACUUCCUAUGUACAUAAAUGUUAACGAGGGGCGCCAACAUGAUCCAAAAUUUAGGUCAACAGUAUGGGUUGAUGGAAUGAAAUACACUUCCCCCAAUACUUUCUCUCACCUAAGAGCGGCCGAGGCGGAUGUGGCUAGAAUGGCUCUAGAGAACCUACAUGUAAAAUUUAAAACAGAAGAACGCCCUGUUACUCAUGAGAACACUACUUUGUCAAAAUCUAUCUUACAUGAAUAUGCUGCCAAGCUGAAGGUGGAAAAGCCUGCAUACAACACUGUUCAGCUAGAAGGGAUGCUUCCUCUUUUCGUAUCAUCUAUGACCUUUCAGGGUACAACAUACGUUGGUGAUGCAGCUAGAAGCAAAAAAGAGGCUGAACAGUUAGCAGCACGUAACGCUAUUACGUCAAUUCUAGCAGAUGGUGCUACCUCAGGGCUACUAUAUGAGACAAUAAAGUCGAAAUAUAGUACUUUUGGUGUAGUCAGAUCGACCAAAUCGGAAUGCAUUAAUGCUAGUUCAGCAGUCGUCGAACAUGUACCAUCCCUGAUUGCAGUUCCUGUGGCUGCUAAUGGGAAUGAGACAAAAGUUGCACUUACUGUGCCUUCCUUCAAUCAGGAAUGUCAGAUGCGGGAACAUGUAUCAUCCGUUCAAGCCAUCACCAUUACUGAAGUUUCAAAUCUGAAUCUCCUUCCAGGCCCAGAACAGUCUACUGCUGGUGUUUCAUGUGAACUGUCCAUUGGCAUUGGUUCUGGUGCAUUGUCAAUUGGUGAUGGGUCACGUGAACUGUCUGUUGGUGAUGGUUCAGGUUCAAAAAAGCGGAAAAGGAACAAGUCAAAGGCUAAUAAGAAGUUGGGAUUGGAAUAGUUGGCAAUUGAGGCGUUUUCUUUGAACAGAAUCGCUUCUUAUUCAGUGGCACAGGAGCAUGUGAAAGUGAUUAAUGAUCAUUUUGCAGCAUAGCCGGGAGUCGGGAGAGUUGUAUAGAAUAUAGAUAUCUUUGGUUAUAUUUGAAUGCUUUUGGGACAUUUUUUUACUUGUUUUAUUUUGUGAUGCUUUGGAUUUUGAAACUUCUGUUGUAGAAUGAAAACUGAUUUGCUAGUGCAUUUUGGUAUUAGCUUGUAUCCGUUUGAAUCAAUGGCGCCAAGUUGUUGGCUGUGGCUCAUUUUGACUUUUGGCUCUAUGCUGAGUUGUUGCUAACUUGCAUA